AUGGAUCCCGACGCCGAGGUCACGUUUGAGUUCGUCCCCGUGAUCCGGCAGUACAAGAGCGGCCGCGUGGAGCGCCUGCUCCCCAUCAACCCGGUCCCGCCCUCCGUCGACGCCGCCACCGGGGUCGCCUCCAAGGACGUCACCGUUGACCCGGCCACGGGCCUGUGGGCGCGCCUCUACCUCCCAGUAUCCGCGCGCCCCGAUAACGACAGGCGUCGUCUCCCCAUCGUCCUCUACUUCCACGGCGGGGGCCUGGUGGUCGGGUCCGCGGCCGACGCCCCCGAGCACGCCUUCGUGAACCGCCUCGCGGCGCGGGCCGGCGCGCUCGCCGUGUCCGUGGAGUACCGCCUGGCGCCCGAGCACCCCGUCCCCGCCUGCUACGACGACGCCUGGGCUGCGCUCCGGUGGGUGGUGACGUCGGCGGCCGACCCGUGGGUCCGCGACCACGGCGACGUGGCGCGCGUGUUCGUGCUCGGGUUCAGCGCCGGCGCGAACCUCGCGCACAACCUCACCCUCCGCGCCGGCUCGGAGCCCGAGACCGAGCCCGACCUCCUCCCCCGCGGCGCCCGGGUGCAGGGGAUGGCGCUGGUGCACCCGUUCUUCCUGUCGCCGCCGGCACCGGCGCCUGGGGACAAGGGCAGCAAGGCUGCGGAGGAAGGCGAGGUAGCGAAGUACGCGUGGGUGCGCGGCAAGCUGGCGGAGAUGUGGGCGUUCGCGUGCGGCGAGGGGCGGACGGCGGCGGGGCCCGACGACCCGCGCGUCAACCCGCUCGCGGACGGCGCGCCCAGCCUGAGGCGCCUCGGGUGCGCCCGGGUCCUCGUCUGCCUUGCGGACGACGCGCUGGUCGCUGAGGGCAAGGCCUACUACGACGGCCUGCUGGCGAGCGGGUGGGCCGCGGCGGACGCCGAGCUGCUGGACUCCGCGCCCGCGGACCACGAGUUCCACCUCCGUGAGCCCGACAGCGCCAAGGCGGUGCUCCUCAUGGAUCGGCUAGUUGCGCUCAUCACCGGGAACCAGUAG
Miscanthus lutarioriparius is the source of this 1020-nucleotide messenger RNA. NCBI's taxonomy places the organism in Eukaryota, Viridiplantae, Streptophyta, Magnoliopsida, Poales, Poaceae. The record is from the annotation of a GenBank genome assembly.